This is a messenger RNA of Echinops telfairi (small Madagascar hedgehog), 2165 nucleotides long. It is a transcript of the gene HROB, whose product is annotated as homologous recombination factor with OB-fold. Lineage: Eukaryota; Metazoa; Chordata; Mammalia; Afrosoricida; Tenrecidae. The coding region runs from base 161 to 2065 and encodes 634 amino acids. The transcript is spliced from 10 exons. The record is from RefSeq and is a predicted model, not a curated record. Gene Ontology annotation, biological process: recombinational repair.
UCUAGCUUCUCGGUGACACCGCCCUCCGGCCUAUUAUUCCUGGAAAUACCGUCGCCUGAACUUGGACCCUCCUGCCCGGACCGAGUCCACUGCCCUGGCGCCCUCCCCAGGUCGGGGCACGCUGGGUCAACCCACCGGCUGGAGCCCCCCCACCGUCGCCAUGGCGUGCCGUUUGCAGAAGCUGUUUGCGGUGGAAGAGGAGUUUGAAGAUGAGGAUUUCUUGUCUGCCGUGGAGGAUGCUGAGAACCAGUUUGCUGACUCCCCGCUGGUGAAGGCUGGGUGUCUGAGGCCAGCCUCUUCCAAGCCCCAGGACAGGAUGCCAGCCCAGUCCACCGGGUGGCAGAUGUCACACCCCAUGGUUCCUUCUGAGACUUCCAGUCGGCCAGCCCUGGGACUACGCCUCCCUACCUCUAGUAUGGCCAGGGCCGCUGCGACACCCCCUCCCACAGAGACAGCCCCCCGAAGGCCUGUCUCCACUUUCGGCUGUUGGGCUGGCAACCAGAGAAGAGGGAUUCUCACAGAAGCACCCAAAGAGUCAGCAAGACCUGGAGUCCCGGCCCCCGGCUCCCGGCCCCCCUUGGAGAGUCGACAGCAGGCGGCUGGUGGUUUGGAGGGGCCUGACCACGAUGACUUUGAUACGGUCCUGGCAAACAUGGAGCUAGAGGGGCCUGACAUGGAACUUGGGGUUCGCCAUGAGGCCACGGGAGCCUUGCCCACCUGGCAGGGGGAGGACCCUGUCUCGGCCAAGAAAGCACGCGUGGCCGAGUUGGACCAACCUUGCCCCCGAGGGCCUGCUCAGGCCUUCCACAGCAGACACCAAGGCUAUGUUUCUAGCCAGGGCCAGAGGCCAGACCUACCGGUCCAUUGCAGGGCUCCACAGCGCCCCUUGAGGCCUGGGGCCCCUGGGAACCCUCCUACCCCAAUGGUUUCCACAGUGCCCACACAACAGUGCCGCCUUCUCCAAGCAGCCCAUCCCCUCCAGUCUGCUAGAGGGCCCGGGCCCUGCAGCCCCCAGGCCCUGCUCUCCCGUCAGCCACUCCAGGCCCUGGGUGUUUGGCAUGGGGGCAAGCCUGGAUGUCCUGGACCACAAGCUCCCCAACCAGGCUGUCCCGCUAUGCCAAGCGCUCGCUCUGGCUUCCGGCCCCAAGCUCCAGGGCCUUCUCCUGAGGCUCCUGUCUGCACCCCAAAGGGCCCACAUUCCUCCUUGGUGCCUCAAGCAGCUCUGCAGACCCCCAUGGUCACCAACCACCUGGUACAGCUGGUUACCGCUGCCAGCCGGACACCCCAGCCACCCACUCGCACUGCCAUGAGAACCAGAGCCCGCCGCUUCCCGGGCCCGGCAGGGCUCCUGCCACACCAGCACAGCGGGAGGAAUCUGGCGGAGAUCAUGGUGUCCACGCCCCCCACGCCGACUCAUGGGGCCCUGGCUAAAUUCCGGACCAAGGUGGGUGCUGGUUCCCAGGCCUCGUCAUCAGAGGAGGAUUUCGGGCGAGGGCCCUGGCUGGCCAUGAAGUCGUCGCUGGGCCUGGAUGAGAGCGACCCCGGCUGCUUCCUCUGUACCUACAGCAUCAUCAUGGUGCUGCGGAAGGCCGCCCUGAGGCAGCUGCCCAGGAACAGGGUCCCCAGAAUGGCAGUGAUGGUCAAGUCCCUGACCCGGAGCACCAUGGACGCCAGUGUGGUUUUCAAGGACCCCACGGGGGAGAUGCCGGGGACGGUGCACAGGGUGCUGCUGGAGACUCGCCAGAAUGAGCUGAGGCCAGGCUCCGUGCUGCUCCUGAAGCAGAUCGGGGUGUUUUCCCCUUCGCUGCGGAAUCACUACCUCAACGUGACGCCCAGCAACCUGGUCUGUAUUUACAGCCCUGACUCAGGGGACGGGCACUUCCUCAAGCCAUCUCCCCCCGGAGCUCAGGACUCUGGAAAUGACCAGCAGGAUAUGGAUGCGAAGUCUGAAACAGCCCCAGACCCAGAGGCAGGCACGUCCCUCGAGGAAGAACUCUCAGAAGCAGAUGACCUGGACGGGCUCCUGAGCGAGCUCCCGGAGGACUUCUUCUCGGGGGACCAGUAGUUGGGACCGCCCCCAGGCAGAGCACCCACCUGGAGCAGCAGUUGGGCAGUGCCCAGGCAAGGCCCCUCAAGGCGCCUGAUCACGUCCAAGGGAUAGGACG